UCCCAAGUAGUUUUCCUGUUACGGGUCGGCGAAAAAGAAAACAUUCUCAUUGACAAAAUUCAGUAAAAUGCCUUCGGAGUGCUUUUUUGAGUUUGACCGCCCUGCUCCGAUUUACUUUAGCGGAGAAACGAUCAAUGGACGGGUAACUCUCUCAACAACGUCUGAAAAAUCCGUAAACGAGGUUUACGUAAUCUUCGAGGGCGAAGCGAAGGUUUAUUGGGAGAAGCUCUAUAGUUCGACCGCAAGUAAGCAGGAACUCACGCGGAUUUUCCGAGGCAAGCAGACGUACGUUAACACUCGUCAUAACGUUUUUGGAUCAGGAAGCUUUCCAGCUGGUAGGCACACCUACGCCUUCGGGUUUCCCUUGCCGCUGGACUGUCCGUCCUCAGUGGUGGGGCAAUACGGAAAGGUUAGCUACGAAAUCUCUUUGGUAAUCGAUCGCCAUUUGCGAUUCAACAAUGUCUUCAAAAAGUCUCUGACGGUACUACAAACCUACAACCUAAACAUGAGUCCUGAAUUGUUGAUGCCCCUGAUGCGUGAAGACAUCAAGCAUAUCUGCUGUUGGCCAUGCAGAUCAGGACCGGUUCUUGCAACACUCACAAUACCCUUUGGCGGCUACGCUCCUGGCCAAAAGAUUCGCUUCACCCUGGAAAUCGACAACCAAUCGAGUGGCUAUGAGGUGGGAGGCAUCGAAGUGAAACUUAGGCAGACCUUUACGUACCACGCACAAACUCCGCGCCACAAAACGCGAGAGCAGGAGCACAGCCUAAGUCAAAACUGCCAGGAGGAAGAGGUGUUGCGACUAUCAAAAAAAAUUAUCAAUUGUACCCUGCCCAUUCCCGCGGUACCACCUUCCACCCGCUCCCAAGAUCAUAUUAUAGCAGUGAGCUAUCGGGUGACUCUGUCGCUAAAAAUGGGCAUCUACAACAAGGACUUAGACUUCGCGAUUCCGAUUGUGAUUGGCACUAUUCCAUUGAUUCAGAGUGCAGAGAAUCCAUUAAAUGCCGCAGAGUGGAUACCCGAAACACCUAAAACUCCAGCGGGAGCUGCCGCAGAUCUGCCACCCAGCUACGACAACUGCAAACCACCAACUUUCGAGGAAGCAACUAAUUUUGGCGAGAGAUUUAUCGACAUCGAUGCUGACGAACACAAUCGCACAGAUGACUUUAUUCCACGUUAUCCUAUGUACUCAAACUUUGGUAUGCCAUCGGCGCCACCACCACCCACUGAGGAAUCGGAGUCCUCUUACUUGCAAUCCGUUCCCAUUCUUUCGCUACCUCACAAUGCCACUGCCCCAUUGAUGGGUGGCAACUCCACUGAUCGCCCAACGUCAUCCUACGGCUGGAACUCCCACUCAUAG
Drosophila takahashii is the source of this 1360-nucleotide messenger RNA. RefSeq names its product arrestin domain-containing protein 3-like. NCBI's taxonomy places the organism in Eukaryota, Metazoa, Arthropoda, Insecta, Diptera, Drosophilidae. The record is from RefSeq and is a predicted model, not a curated record. Gene Ontology annotation, cellular component: cytoplasm. Gene Ontology annotation, biological process: protein transport.